ACCGAUGAGAUGAUGAAUUUAGCUGCAAUAGUCCAAACCCUUAGACGCUCUUUGCUCCAUAUUGAGAGCAGACUUUUCCAGUCGGCUGGGCUUGACAGGCAAUUGGUUCCAGCCCUGGCUAUUACGGGUCCCAGCCUCCUGCCUCCCACUCACGAGCAGCCUCAGGGACUGCUUGACAGCAUCAUGUGGAUGGCGGCGCCGAAGAAGAGACGAACCAUAGAGGUCAACAGAACCAGGAGGAGAGCUGAAAGUAAACUGCUAAAACUUCAGACAAACAUUGAGCCAUGUCCAGAGUGUGGCCACCUGAAGCAGAAACACGUCUUGUGUGGCUUCUGUUAUGCAAAAGUGUGCAAGGAGACGAUUGAGAUUCGGACGAAGAUCAAGGAAAUGGAAGGAGGUCCUCUCAGGGCCCCAUCAGUGGAGACUGUUGUCUUCUAUGAUGGCGAGACACCAAAUGAACAAGACAAAGACAAGAGGAUUGUGGAGCUGCCCAGGAAAAGACCAUCUUGGUUCAGCCGAUGAUGCAGACUCAAAGAGUUUUGGUUCCUGUCGAAGAUCCAGCUUUGUUUUCGUAAAACAGUCAGUGAUGAUGUUGGGACAGUAAAAGUGAAGUUAUUACAGGUACAAGUACUCCAUCUAAAGUUCAGGAUCCUCCAUGUAUUUAAAUAUAUCUGGACAUUUGAAACGUGGUCAGUUAAAAAAAAAAUCUGUAAAACAUUGCUGUACUAUUAUAAUAAAAACAAGUGAUUUUAAUACUUGAGUAUUGCACAGUUGGCCUUAGGGCAGGGGUACUCAACUCUGUCCUCAAAGGGCAGGGGUGGUACAGGUUUUUGUUACAACCAGUCAAGCACUCAUAGUUCAACCUAUCAGGUGUCUGAAGACAAAUCUGUUGACUCUCAUUGUGGUGCUGAUUGUUUCAGCUAACCCUAAGCAUUAUUUGAUACUUUGUUCUUACAAGCCCAUGCUAUCUUAAGUUUAUCCACAGCUAUAGGGUAAAGUAGCUGUGAACAUGGUUGGUGCAAAAAUGUCUAUUGCAAAGAUGUGAUUUUUUUUUAAUGACAACCAAAAUGCAAUAUAGAGAGACAUGAUACAGCACACAUUUUGAAAUUAAGUCAACUUUUUAAAAAAUCCCUUUUUAAAAAGUACUGGUCAUACUAAUGAGUAGGAAACUAAUGAACAGGACAUCACAGAAUGAAAGCAUCCGACCCCUGCAAUAGUGCCCAUACCCUGUUUAUUAGCACAGCAACCUCUAGUAUAAAGUAUAAACCAAAUGUCAAAAAAAGAAAUUACAACUGACUUGCUCCAUCAAAGCUAUCGAAGAAGUAGGCCCCAUGUCGCCACUG
This is a messenger RNA of Synchiropus splendidus (mandarinfish), 1343 nucleotides long. RefSeq names its product mitochondrial ribosomal protein L32 (gene mrpl32). Gene Ontology annotation, biological process: translation. Gene Ontology annotation, cellular component: mitochondrial large ribosomal subunit. NCBI's taxonomy places the organism in Eukaryota, Metazoa, Chordata, Actinopteri, Syngnathiformes, Callionymidae. The coding region runs from base 10 to 522 and encodes 170 amino acids. The record is from RefSeq and is a predicted model, not a curated record. The transcript is spliced from 3 exons. Gene Ontology annotation, molecular function: structural constituent of ribosome.